AUGAUUCAUCGAUACUCUCCUGAAUCACCUACAUUUCGUGCCAACCUUACAGAAGAAGAUAAAAUUAAGGAAUACGUUCAAAGUUCAAUUAGCAGAUUUAACUCACUAGGAGCACUCUAUGGAACAAAAAAUAUUAGCUCAUCAACCAAAUCGAGUUAUAGUACUGAUGAGUUCAUUCUACCUACAAUACAUGGUUUUGGUCUAUAUUACUAUGUGCAACUUGGGAUUGGUAGUUUUGAACAUUUUCCAAGUUACAAGACUUAUAACUUCGAAUUGGAUACCGGAAAUGAUCUUACAUGGAUGCAAUGCGAAGGUUGUGGCCAAAAUUGCUUUCAUCAAACAGAUGCCCCAUAUCCUGCUAGUCAAUCUAGAACCUAUAAACCAUAUACUUGCAAUCAAUGCCCUUAUGCAUAUGGUGCACGUUGCCAAAGUGAUGGUGCUUGUACAUGGAAUCGUACUUAUGGGGAUGGUUCAUCUUUAAUAGCCAUUCUUGCCUCUGAAACAUUCUCCACUCUUUUUCAAGGUAGCAGCCCAAACAGCCUAAUAGUACAAUUGCAGAAUGUCACGUUUGGCUGUGGAAUUAACAUGCAAAAUUUCAACCAAGGUAGUAUAAAAAAUAACAGGAUAAAUGGAAAAUUGGGAAUGGGUAACGGCGAAUUUAGUUUCCUGAAUCAAGUCAGAGCAUACUUCAAAGGAGUGUUCUCUUACUGCUUACCAUUUGGUGAUUCUACUUUGUACCUCCGAUUCGGCGACGAUGCGAUGCAACUAGUAGACGGACUACAAAAAACAACAAUAAAAUUGUACCCAAGUCUCCCUAGAUACUACUUGGACCUCCAAGGCAUCACCGUCGAUUCUACGUUACUAGAUAUCGAUCCCAAGGUUUUCGCUUUCAAUGAGAAAGAUAUUACAGGCGGGUGUAUAAUAGACCCAGUGCCGAUGUUCUCUACCAUGGCCUCGGAACCCUACAGUAUAAUGGCAUCUGCGGUGAUACACUACAUCGAAAGCGCAAAUUCUAAUGUUCGAAGAUUAAAUGAGUCCGAGACUUUUUUGGGUCUUAAAAUUUGUUACGAACAAAUUUCGACGGAACCAGAUAUUGUUUAUUUUCCUACAAUCAUAUUCCAUUUUGCUAAUGCCACCGCCUUCGUUCUUUCAGAUGAAACAACCUUUAUUUCUAGAAUAUCAAAAGUUACUGGUAAUUACAUAUAUUGCUUCACAAUGCUUGAUAGUUCGGAAAAUGUAGAUACCCGUUUGACGGUUUUGGGAGCACAACAACAGAAGAGUCAUCGGAUUGUAUAUGAUGUUGAUAAUGCUCUACUAUACUUCAAUCCAGCGCCUUGUUAUGGUGAUAAUUGA
Molecule: messenger RNA, 1353 nt
Organism: Chenopodium quinoa (quinoa)
Lineage: Eukaryota; Viridiplantae; Streptophyta; Magnoliopsida; Caryophyllales; Amaranthaceae
Product: aspartic proteinase nepenthesin-1-like
Exons: 2
Coding region: 1-1353 (450 amino acids)
Cellular component (GO): extracellular region
Source: RefSeq, a predicted model, not a curated record